Triticum aestivum (bread wheat) is the source of this 940-nucleotide messenger RNA. RefSeq lists its product as uncharacterized. Bases 42 to 668 code for a protein of 208 amino acids. The record is from RefSeq and is a predicted model, not a curated record. Lineage: Eukaryota; Viridiplantae; Streptophyta; Magnoliopsida; Poales; Poaceae. The transcript has 2 exons.
CCCACUCUUUCCGUUGAUCACAAGUAAAAAAAAAUGGAAGAAUGGAUAAGCCCGGCAUUUUGGAUCUAAGCGGCGAGCAGUUUUUCGGAGGCGAGCGGCGGGAGGUUUCGACGGCGAGCUGCCGGCAGCUGCUGCUGGACACGGAUGCGUGUGGCACUGGUGGUGCCUCGUUUGCCGGAGGCAGCACCGAGUCGAGCGGCCGGUGCUGCAAGAGGCUUCACGGUGGGUGGCGGCCUCUUCGGCGGCGACAGUGUGGCGACCCGCCUCCAUCCCCCUCUCCCUUCCUUGCCCGUGGCGAUGGACGAGGACCAUGGCCCGACCUCCUUCUCCAUAACCCGCACCCGCGCUCUCCUAUUUUCGCCGCUGGACUCUCAUCGCCACGGCGGCGGCGGCCCCUGCCCCCACUCCACGCUCCUCUUCUCUUCGUCGCGCACGGCGGCAGAAGGAGGGUUUCUGAUGGGAGCAAGGCUUGCGACCCCUCCGUCACAACUGCUCCGGGGCCCGGACAAAGCCGAGGCCGUCUCUGUGAACUCUCCAGCGAGCUGAUCAUUGCCCUCCUCCAUCUAAGAUGCAAGGUAGCAGCAGCAAUACAGGUUCCAUGGCCUCUGUCGCAUAGCUGCCACCCAAAGCAGUCCCCAGGGUACGGUGGUGGUUGGCAUUCUGUUUGAUGCGGGCUGCAUCUACUCCCACGACAACGGUCAGCAACUAUGUGUUCACCAUCGGAGUUCUUCAGUAUCGCCCCCUCUCUGUCAUGUAUGUGUAGUUUACUCUCCCAUGCCAAGUAUCUGCUUGAAUUAAGUCAGAUUCAGUAAGAAAAUUUGUUAGCUAAACUUGGAUGGAUUGUGUCCCCAAGUGCAGAGCUGAAACAUUAUGUAUAUUAUUUCGGUCUCGUCCCCAAAUAUAUUUGUUUUGGGCAUAGCUAUCGUACAAGCUUAGUACU